AUGGGUCAAAUUCUGCGAACUAAGUACUUCAUUGUAAACACAAUGGGUAAUGUGAAGAAUAUCAUCAUAGCGUUCUUGGCACCCCUUCCAUCCAUCCUCUUCUACCUUUCAUUCCUCAACCACUAUCACUACUCACCCACUUCACACCAUCCAUCUCUCUGGAAAUGGUGCUAUGACCACCCUCUCCUGUUAGCAAAUGUGCUCUUCUUUUUCAACGUCAACGUCCUCUUCUGGCUCGUUGCUCUCCUCCAGUCCAGCCACUGGAUGAUUGACCCGUAUUGGACAGUGAUACCGGUGAUUCUUGUUCAUUACUACGCAUCUCACCCUGUGGCUCAAUACGAUUGGUGGAGGUCGAGGAUCCUGAUCGUGCUGACAUGGGUGUGGAGUAUGAGGCUCCUUCACAACUACUUGAGGCGAGAGAAUUGGCAAUGGGGUCAGAGGGAGGAUUGGCGCUUCACUGAAAUGGCCCGCCAAUACGGAACCCAUUGGUGGUGGGCUUCCUUCUUCGCCAUCUACCUUCCUCACCAGAUAUUUCUCAUUGCAUUAUCCCUCCCCAUGUAUGUUGUCCACUCCUCCGUGGAUCAGCCUCUCACCAUGUGGGACAUGGUAGCGCUUCUUCUCUGUGUAUCCGGCAUUGCCAUCGCCUACCUUGCAGACACACAGCUCCACAACUUUGUGAAGCUAAGACAAGGUGGCGAAGCAGUGGUUCCUGUCCUUGAGACUGGGCUGUGGUAUUAUUCACGCCAUCCGAAUUACUUCGGGGAACAGGUGUGGUGGUGGGGGGUGUUUGUGUUUGCGUGGAGCAUGGGACAUGGAUGGACCUUUGUAGGAGCAUUCACCAAUAGCAUGUGCUUGGCUUAUGUCACAAAGCUUGUGGAGGAUCGAAUGCUGAAGCAAGGUUACAGAACAGAGGCUUAUACCCUUUAUCAGCGAACAACUUCGGUUUGGGUGCCUUGGUUCAAGUCACACCACCUUAAAACUAAGAAUGCUUGACCUUCACUUAUUUCAUCUUCAUCCCAUCCUAACCACAGAUUAAGUGGCUGGCUGGGGUGUUGGAUUCCAAUUUGCUAUAAAUUUUAAUUACUUUUCUGUUUCCAUGUCAA
This is a messenger RNA of Arachis duranensis, 1103 nucleotides long. RefSeq lists its product as uncharacterized. NCBI's taxonomy places the organism in Eukaryota, Viridiplantae, Streptophyta, Magnoliopsida, Fabales, Fabaceae. Gene Ontology annotation, molecular function: oxidoreductase activity, acting on the CH-CH group of donors. The record is from RefSeq and is a predicted model, not a curated record. Gene Ontology annotation, cellular component: membrane. The transcript is spliced from 3 exons. Gene Ontology annotation, biological process: lipid metabolic process. The coding region runs from base 1 to 993 and encodes 330 amino acids.